Molecule: messenger RNA, 1269 nt
Organism: Colletotrichum abscissum
Lineage: Eukaryota; Fungi; Ascomycota; Sordariomycetes; Glomerellales; Glomerellaceae
Product: WD repeat domain-containing protein jip5
Exons: 2
Coding region: 1-1269 (422 amino acids)
Molecular function (GO): protein binding
Source: RefSeq, a predicted model, not a curated record
AUGUUUGAGAACCUCUGCACCCUCCCCCUCUCCGCUGAGGUCUUCACCCAGGUCCUCCAUCCUACCGAGCCGCUACUGACCGUUGGCUUGUCUACCGGCCAUGUUGAAACCUUCCGCCUCCCUUCCUCGGGCGACAACGAAUCUGAAGCAUCCGAUGACCCAGAUACGAGUAUAACAUCGACCGGUCGGGGGGCCAUCGAUAGCGUCUGGCGUACAAGGCGUCACAAGGGAAGCUGCAGAGCCCUGGCCUACAGCCACGAUGGUUCUGCCCUCUACUCCGCCGGUACCGAUGGCUUGAUCAAGCAUUUCUCCCCCACGACUGGCAAGGUCAUCUCCAAAGUCAUCAUUCCCUCCUCGAACAAGCAGAUCGACGCUCCGACUCUCAUGCACGUCCUGAGCCCUCAAAGCCUCCUUCUCGGCUGCGACUCCGGAGCAAUGCACAUCUUUGAUCUGCGAGACGGCGUCCCCUCGGCUAAGCCUGCGCAGACACACUUUCCUCACUCCGACUACGUCUCUGCUAUCGUCCCGCUGCCUCCAUCCGCCGAGAGCACCUCUGGCUUCUCCAAGCAAUGGGUGUCUAUCGGCGGCACGACGCUCGCUGUGACAGAUGUGCGCAGGGGUGUUCUUGUCCGCUCCGACGACCAAGAAGACGAGCUUCUAUCUGCUGCCUACGUCCCCGGUCUCGGCCCCAAGAAUAAUAGAAACAACGGUAUUGUCGCCGUCGGCUCCGGUUCCGGAGUAGUCACGGUCUGGGACAAGGGUGCAUGGGAUGAUCAACAAGAGCGCAUCAUUGUUGACGGCGGAAAGAGCGGCGGCGAGAGUCUGGACGCACUGGCAUUGGUUCCUGAAGAGCUCGGGCUGGGGAAGAAGCUCGUCGUCGGCCUCGGUGACGGAAGCCUCCGGGUGGUUGACUUGGUCACCAGAGAAGUCGACAAGUCCCUGAAUCUCCGACACGAUGACGUUGAAGGUGUCAUCUCCGUUGCAUUCGACUCUCAAAACCGCCUGAUAACAGCCGGCGGUAAGACGGUGAAGGUGUGGGAGGAGCUGUCGGAGCUUCAGGGUGAGGCCGAAGGCAGUGACGAGGAUAGCGAGAGCGGCGGCGAUGACGAUGACGAUACCACUGGUAAGCGUCGAGCAGACAGUGACAGCGACGAUGAUAGCGACAGUGACGACGACUCAAAGCCGCGAAACAAGCGCCAGAACACGGGAGCCGAUAAGCUUGGUCCCAUGGGUGCACACGGCAUUCUAGGCUUUGACGGUUUGGACUAG